AUGCUGACCUCGAAAGAAGCCGAAGAGGCCGAGGCGUACCUGCGGAUUCCGCUGCCAGAGAUGGUCUUUGGCAAGAACACUUUGGUCGCCGAGCACAGCGCGUCCAAGUUUGCAUUCUACUUUAACGCAAUCGACGCACUGGAUCGAGUGGACAAGACGACCGACUCGGUCAAGGUUAGCUAUGCGAAGGAAUGGGCGGCGACACGGACGCAUUCGGCAGGCAUCAACGACGUUAUCAAGCCGUUUGACUGGACAUUCUCGUCCGAUUACACGGGCACGCUGAUCAACCCGGACACGGUCACCAUCACCGAGAUUGACGAGGAGAUUGACAUGGAAAAGUUGAUGCAACGCGACGCCAUCCUGCACUACAGCGACGUGUUGCUGUACGAAGAUGAGCUGGCUGACAAUGGCUGCUCAAUCAUGAACGUUAAGAUUCGCGUGAUGCCGGGAUCCUUCUUCAUUCUGCUGCGAUUCUUUUUGCGCGUGGACGGCGUGUUUGUGCGCGUCAAUGACACGCGCAUUUUCCACGAAUUCUCAACCAAUUACAUUUUGCGCGAGUUCACGUCUCGCGAGCAAAAGUUUUCAGUUCUGAACGAGCGCUGCGCACCCGGUACCAUCCACGAUCUCGAGUUCUACUCCAAGCCGCAGACCCUUCAUCGUCUCCUCGACAUGACCGCGGGCAAGCGAGAAAAGAUUGCCUUCAACAAGCCUUAA
Molecule: messenger RNA, 714 nt
Organism: Capsaspora owczarzaki ATCC 30864
Lineage: Eukaryota; Filasterea; Ministeriida; Capsasporidae
Exons: 5
Coding region: 1-714 (237 amino acids)
Biological process (GO): TOR signaling
Cellular component (GO): cytosol
Source: RefSeq, a predicted model, not a curated record